Molecule: messenger RNA, 2945 nt
Organism: Argiope bruennichi
Lineage: Eukaryota; Metazoa; Arthropoda; Arachnida; Araneae; Araneidae
Product: nose resistant to fluoxetine protein 6-like
Exons: 15
Coding region: 267-2498 (743 amino acids)
Molecular function (GO): acyltransferase activity, transferring groups other than amino-acyl groups
Source: RefSeq, a predicted model, not a curated record
AUGUUCGCAGGCGGUGGUGAUUAUUUCGUGAGUCACAUGGAAUGGAGAGUCAUAUUUGGAAUAAAUUAAUUCUACAUUUAUGGCAAUGAAUGAAAACUAACGAUAAUCGAACCAUUCAUUGUUUUCAACUGUAUCUUAUCCUUAUUUCCAUCUUUUGUAAUAUGUUGAUAAAUAAAAAACGCACUUAAUAUAUUUGUAUAAUUGAUAGAACACAUUGCUCUGUGCGCCAAGAAGCUGUUCGGAUGUAUCCUUAAGAAGGCGUAAAAAUGAAUUGGAAUAUUAACAAAAUUAUUUUACUAGUACUGAAUAUAUAUGCGUUUACCGUGCACUGCAAAAAUGUGGAUGAAGCCAACUCGAUUAAUUACGAUGUCUUCAAAUCAAUUAAGAAAUCUGCAGAGAAUAUUAAUUUGUCUAAAAGUUUGAAAUUAAUUUCUGAAGAAGAUAAAAAAAUUUUAAAUGCAUUCCAGGAUUUUCUGCCGAAUGCCAUUCAACCAAUUUUACUUGAAAUGCUGUCUCAAACUGCAUCAGACAAGUGUGUUCAGGAUAUACAAUAUGCUUUUCAAAGCCUUUGGCCACCGUCUAAUUGGGCAAUGAAAAUGGUGGAUUCGUAUGGAAAACCAGAAAGCGGAAUCCUUCUCGGAAACUUUAAAUGGCUUGGAGAAUACGACGAAUGUCUCAAGGUUUACGCGCCUCCCAAAGGAAAAACGGGGCUUGGAGAUUUCCAUGGAAAAUAUUGCGCCCUGGAAAUUCCCCUGAAACUGGGUAAAACGGCCUUGCCAUUAUCUACAGCAGUGUGUUUGCCUGACUCUUGCAAUCCGAAUCGGACAAUUAAUGGCCUGUUCAAUGGUUUAGAAUCCAUUCUCACCGGUAUAAUUCCGUACAAUCUGACAGGCAUUGAUGUAAUAAUGGAAUCAAUAGUAGGUAAUGCAACUAUAAGUUGCCAAUCUAAACCAAAAGGAUUAACCGCUAGUGCUAUUGUUGUUAUAACUCUUCUAUCUAUCAUCAUUUCUAUAGCUGUGAUAGGAAGCUCCAUAACUGUUCUGGAAUAUUAUUUGAAACGUGAAAGAACACAGAGUGCUGCAAACACUGGUGAUAAAAUUUCACUUAAUGGCGACGUUGAAACUGUAUCUCGUGAUCAUGUUUCCGAGCUUGGAUCAAACAGCGAAGUCAGACUACCAGUCUGGUUAGAGAAAUACAAGCCAUUUUUCAACUGUUUUUGCAUUUUUACCAAUGGUGAAAAGUUAUUGAAUACGGAUAGUGCUGAGGGCCAACUCCCUUGUCUUCACGGCCUUCGAUUCUUAAGUAUGGUGUGGGUUAUAGUUUGUCACAGCUAUUUGGCAUCGGCAUCUUAUAUAAGCAAUUCUCUUGGGGCCAUUGACUACAUUGACAACUGGACUUUUCAAGUCAUUUUGAAUGGAUUUUUUUGCGUUGAUUCCUUUUUUGUUCUCAGCGGAUUCUUAGUUGGCUAUGUAUAUUUUCAACAUGCUCAAAAAACAGAUGGAAAAAUCCCAUGGCUUUAUUUUUAUGCUCAUCGAUAUAUAAGACUUACUCCAGUUUACGUGAUCGUUAUGUUAUUUUUUGCUACUAUUAGUCCAUUUUUAGGAUCUGGUCCACUAUGGCCAGAAGAAACAGUUGUUCAGGCGUGUAAAGAUUACUGGUGGUGGAAUUUGCUUUAUAUCAAUAAUUUCCAACCUCAGACUGAAGAGUGCAUGCCAUGGUCUUGGUAUCUCGCGAAUGAUAUGCAAUUUUACAUUAUCAGUCCUUUGCUCUUAAUUACUUUGUAUAGAUGGCCGAAAAUUGGAUACUCAUUUCUAGGAUUGUUCUUCGGCAUAUCCUUCACAACUAAUUUUGCCCUCACCUAUGUAUACAACUUGCUUCCAGGAAUGGGAAACAUGAUGGAAUAUGCUGAUGAUCUUGAGAACUAUUAUCCUAGAGUGUUGGACUUUUCCACUAUAAUUUAUAUCAAGCCUUAUACAAGAAUAUGUGCUUAUUUAGUUGGACUUCUUAUAGCAUAUAUCGUAUGUAAAAGGAAAGAGAAUAACUCUCCUAAACUGAACACAAUAACAUUAUGGACAGGAUGGGCACUUGCAUCUGGUGUAGCCUUGACUUGUCAGUUUGUUCUUUACCAUCAAAAACUGUCACUUGUUGAAACGGCAUUUUACAAUGCCUUAAGCCGAAUAGGUUUCUCCUUAGGCGUAGGGUGGGUUAUUUUUGUAUGCGUUAUUGGACAGGGAGAUGUUGUUAACAGUAUUCUUUCUUGGAAACCUUUGAUUCCUCUAAGCCGGCUCACUUACUGCGCUUACCUUUUGCACCCUGUUGUUCAAACUGUAUAUUUUUUUUCACUUAGGAAGUUGGUUGAAUUUAAUCAUUUUAAUAUUAUGAUGCUAUUUUUUGGUACUCUUUUUAUUUCCUACUUUGUUGCUCUGGUGACAUCUUUGUUGUUCGAAUCUCCGGUGAUAAGACUGGAAAGACUUCUCAGAAACAAGUUUUCAUCUUGAAAAAUAAUUCAUUUUAGCGCUUAAUUCCAAUUUAAAAAAUAAUUAAUAGGAAAUAUUUUCUCAUACUAUAUUAUUUUCUUUCCACUCUAAGCCAUUCAUUAAUUAUUAUUGCAAUUAUUCAUAAUUAGCUAGUAAAUUAUAAUAAUUAAAAAUAUUUCCAUUAAAACAAUCGAUGCAAUCAUUUUCAAACAGCCCCCUUUCCUUCUCAAAUAAUCAUAACAACUUUCGUCAACUGAAGUUUUAAAUAUGUUAACAUUAAAGUAUAUUAUUCUAUAAUUUCAUAAAAUUCUUAAUUAUUUCAAAAAAAAUAAUUUGUUAUGAUUUAUGAAUUAUUACAUACAUAUCUAGUUAUUUUAUCAUAUUUUACAAUUUUAUAAAAUAAUGUUUCUUACUUUAACGAAUUGUUAAUGUUUUUUACUUUAUAUAUAUAUAUACGCGAAAACGUAU